This is a messenger RNA of Nicrophorus vespilloides, 1908 nucleotides long. It is a transcript of the gene Dsor1, whose product is annotated as dual specificity mitogen-activated protein kinase kinase dSOR1. Gene Ontology annotation, biological process: protein phosphorylation. The record is from RefSeq and is a predicted model, not a curated record. The transcript is spliced from 4 exons. Bases 459 to 1625 code for a protein of 388 amino acids. Gene Ontology annotation, molecular function: protein kinase activity; ATP binding. NCBI's taxonomy places the organism in Eukaryota, Metazoa, Arthropoda, Insecta, Coleoptera, Silphidae.
UAUUUUUUGUUGUGUUAGUUGCUGGAAACAAUUUCAAAUGAUAAAUUGUGUUAGGCAACUGGUUGCACUUCAAUGACCUUCGGUUGGUAACCGCAAGCCAAACCCAAAAAACAUGGUUUGGGAUAGUAGAGAUGAAUAAGUUGUUAACUUCGUUUGCCUUUAAUGUUUGACGCCAAAAUACACGGCGCAAAUUCAUCGUAACUUUGAUAACAGCUACAUGUAAAGGUGCCUCAAAAUUGAUGUUUUUGUUUUCGGAACGUUCUUACCGUUAAUUAAUUCAAGCUUUAAAUGAUGAUAGCUAAUGUUCACUAGAAUAAUUAUUUAUUCAUAACAUUAGGAUAUCAAUUGAAUCCGGGAAUUGAAUAAUGCAGUAGUAAUAUCUUUAAUGUACUCAAGGAAAGUGGAGAAGUUUAUUUUUGUAUGAUAUAUAGUUUUAUUAAAUAGUCAUUAGUGAGAAAAUGUCGAAGAAUAAAUUGAACCUCACAUUGCCUCCUGGCUCCAUCGACCAAACAUCAUUUGGUGUCAUCCUUGGAGGAGCUUCAUUUGCUGAUGCCAAUACGUCGAAUCAUUUGCUUAAGGGGAGCAGCAUUGAUGAUUUGACAGCAAGGCUAGAGGAGCUUGAUAUGGAUGAUAUACAGAAACGGAGAAUAGAAGUAUUCCUAUGCCAGAAAGAGAAGAUUGGCACAGAUGUCAGUGAUGAUGAUUUCGAUAAAUUGGGUGAGCUUGGUUCAGGUAAUGGCGGUGUUGUGAUGAAGGUUAGACACAAGUCAACAGGCUUAAUAAUGGCCAGGAAAUUAAUUCACCUGGAAGUAAAGCCUGCCAUCAAGAAACAAAUAAUCAGAGAGCUGAAGGUGCUCCAUGAAUGUAACUUUGCACACAUCGUUGGAUUUUAUGCUGCCUUUUACAGUGAUGGUGAGAUCAGCAUUUGCAUGGAAUACAUGGAUGCUGGCUCAUUGGAUCUUAUUCUUAAGAAAGCAAGACUAAUACCUGAGAAUAUAUUAGGUAAAAUUACCUCAGCUGUGUUAAAAGGUCUAAGUUAUUUAAGAGAUAAACACUCUAUCAUUCAUAGAGAUGUAAAACCAAGCAAUAUUUUAUUAAAUAGUAGCGGGGAGAUUAAGAUUUGCGAUUUUGGGGUAUCAGGGCAACUGAUUGAUUCUAUGGCUAAUUCAUUUGUUGGUACAAGGAGCUAUAUGUCUCCGGAAAGACUCCAGGGUACACACUAUUCAGUUCAGAGUGACAUCUGGUCACUGGGGCUAUCAUUGGUAGAGAUGGCUAUAGGAAUGUAUCCAAUUCCGCCUCCAAGUGCCAAGACAUUGUCGGCGAUCUUUGGAUCUAACACGGAGGGCGAUUCUCCGGGACACGCGAAUGCUCCACGUCCCAUGGGAAUCUUCGAGCUGCUCGACUACAUCGUGAACGAACCGCCUCCAAAACUACCCAAUGGUAUAUUUAGCGAUGACUUUAAAGACUUUGUCGAUAGAUGUUUGAAGAAGAAUCCCGACGAACGGGCUGAUCUGAAGUCAUUGAUGAAUCAUGUUUGGAUAAAGCAGUCCGACGCGGAAGAUGUUGAUAUAGCGGGUUGGGUUUGUAAAACUAUGGAUAUUCAACCAUCUGGAGCAAAGCAUUAACUGAUGUCAUUUAGCCUAUUGAAAAAAAAAUGGUUCAUAUUAGUAAUAGUUAAUAUUUUCAAAGUAACACUGCGUUUGUACAAGAAUGUAUCUAUUCACAUUUUUUUUUUGAAGCAUUUAGUUUUCAAGUAAGUUGUUACAAACUGAAAGCAGUACACUUUUAGAUUUAUUUAUUUUUUAAUGGGAGAAUUAACAAUACAAAAUAUGAUAUACAUCAGCCAAGCAAGUUUGUUACCUUUGAUGUUGUCGAUAUUUACAAAAUACAAAAGUGAGAAAAACCAUU